CGCAUGCUUCCACAGUUCCACUUAAGAUUUUUAGUCUACUUCUUCAGCCUAACCAUCAUUUGUUUUAUCUGCCUUUUCUUUCUUCCCCAUCAUUUCGCCCUCGGAAUGAAUCUGGUUUGGGGCAGACAGCGAUCCCAAAAACUCUCAUUAAAAUAUCAUCCGCCACUUCCAAAGGUGUACGGCCCUGAAACUACUUCGCCCCAAAAGAAAACCAAAAGGAAAAAAGAAAGAGAAUUUGAAGAGAAAGUCCCCGUCUUUUAAAAUUCUCAAAUCGGUCCAAAAAACCGUCUCUCGUUGGCAAAGCUCUCUCCUUUUCCAGAUGUGCGUGUGGAGUGAGUGAGUGUGCACAUUGCCCAUAUAUCUAGCUAGCAAAAAGAUCUGGCAGCAAAGGUGAUUCAGAAAACCCAGAAAGAGAUGCCAAACAUAAUAGUGAAAGGAGGGAGCCGGCCGCCAUGGGUGGGGUUAGCUGCUGCUGUGUGGGUCGAGGUAGCUGCUGGGAAUGGCUACACGUUCCCUCUCUACUCUCCUGCGCUGAAAGCUGUGAUGGGUCUCAAUCAGCAGCAGAUUACGAUUUUGGGUGUUGCUAAUGAUAUUGGGGAGAGUGUUGGUUUGCUCCCUGGCAUCGCCUGCAACAAGUUCCCUCCAUGGGCUGUUCUAUUUGUUGGCGUCGUUAUGUGUUUCUUGGGAUACGGAGUUCUCUGGCUUACAGUUAGCCAGACUGUUGUUGGCUUGCCUUACUGGCUGGUAUGGAUUGCGCUAGUUAUUGGAACAAAUAGCAACGCAUGGUUCGGAACAUCUGUUCUCGUAACUAAUAUGAGAAACUUCCCCCUCAGCAGGGGCACUGUCUCUGGUAUACUUAAAGGCUACGUUGGGCUCUCUGCUGCAGUUUACACAGUGAUAUACAACAUGGUGCUCAAGGAUUCUGCAUCCAAUUUCCUAUUGUUCCUAACCCUCGGCAUCCCAGUUACAUGUUUACUGAUGAUGUAUUUCAUCCGGGUGUGUACUCCAGCUUCUGGAGAAGACUCUUCAGUGCAUGUUCAUUUUCUUUUCACUCAGGCUGCCAGUGUUCUGCUUGCCAUUUACCUUCUGACAACCACAAUAGUGACUGAUGUGUUCUCUCUUGGAAAUGCUGCUUGCUAUACAUUGGUUGCAAUCAUGGUGGUUCUUAUGAUUUCUCCUCUUGGGAUUCCUGUAAAAAUGACACUCUUUCCAGCCAAGAAACGGAGCACACCAACUUCUGCUUCAAAUCUUGUUGCUGCACCUGUUGCUGUUGAAGGUGACUCAACCCCCCCAACAGAGCAGCCUUUGUUGGUUCAAUCAUCCUCAGCAGCUUAUCUCGGGAGUUUCCUCGAGAAUGAGGAUGCUUCAGAUGUUGAAACACUUCUUGCUGUUGGGGAGGGAGCUGUGAAGAAGAAAAGGAGACCCAAGAGGGGCGACGACUUCAAAUUCCGCGAGGCUGCAGUAAAAGCUGACUUCUGGCUUCUUUGGAUGGUGUACUUUCUUGGAGUUGGUUCAGGAAUUACUGUCCUUAAUAACUUGGCCCAGAUCGGGAUUGCCUUUGGACUUAAUGACACAACAAUGUUGCUUGCCAUCUUCAGCUUCUGUAACUUUGUUGGACGCCUUGGAUCUGGCGUUGUCUCUGAGUACUUCGUCAGGUCAAGUGCGACUCCGAGGUCCGUGUGGAUGACAGUAGCGGAAACAAUCAUGGUCAUAAUUUUUAUUCUGUUUGGUCUUGGUGUUGAUGGCAUGCUGUAUGUGGCAACUGCUCUGAUUGGUGUCUGUUACGGAAUUCUCUAUUCUGUUAUGGUCCCAACCGUUUCUGAGCUCUUUGGCCUGAAACAUUUUGGUGUCAUUUACAACUUUGUGCUACUGGGAAAUCCUGUUGGUGCUCUUCUCUUCUCAGGAGGGCUUGCUGGGACUAUGUAUGAUAUAGAAGCUUCUAAGCAAGGAAGCUCCACCUGUGUAGGCCAUGAAUGCUUUAAGGUGACAUUCCUGGUUCUAGCUGCGAUCUGCGGAUUGGGCACUCUCUUGAGCAUCAUCUUGACUAUCAGAAUAAGGCCUGUUUACCAAAUGCUUUAUUCGGGGGGCUCUUUCCGUCUACCUCAGACUUCAAGCCAUUGAGGAGCAGAGGAUAUAUAUUGUAUUGCUUCGGAGUAAGAGCAAGCUUGUUUUCGCAAAGACUUGCUCUAGACAAGCCAUUUAGUAGUAUACACAUUAUAUAGGAGCUCUUACAUUUGCAGUAUGAUAAACUUUUUCUGGGAAGUGUCGGGGCUAGGAGCAUUGAACAGCUACGCAAGAAGGCUACUCCACCAGGGGAGAGGGCGAUCUUAGCUGCAAUGAACCUUAACCUUCAGAAUCUUUCACUCAUGCUGAUUGUGCAGCACUACAACCUGUGAAACCCUGUGGCUGUGAGAUUUUUUAGUUCCUCAUUUCUUGUAUGAUAUUUUGUAGCCAACAUGGAAAGGAAGUUGUUUUAACAUUCUUCGUUGUUGUUCUUGUUGUUAUGAUGAUGAUGAUGAUGAUGAUGCAUGAUAGCAUGUGCCGAGUGAGUUUGUCAACAAGUAUCUGAGCCCAUUGCAGCAGAUGAAAGUGAGAGAUUCCAUCAGCAGCAGAGGAAGAGAGUGGGUGAUUCAAUUCUCUCGGACAGACAGUGGUGGCUUGAAUCUGGGACUGGGAUGGGCUGCUUUCACAGACGAUAAUGAGUUGGAGCCAGAAGACAUUUGUCUGUUUGAGCUAGUCAAGCCUGCAGAUUGCAUCAUGAAAUUCCACAUCUUUCAAGCAUCCUUUUAUGGUUAGAAAAUCUAGGAAUUCCUGAGUGAUGAUCGACAUGUAAUAAGCUCGAAAACUUGGAUUGCUGUUGUUUGGAUAAUGGUUAAGGUAGCCUUGUGGUAUCCGUGUGCAAUUCGAACCUGUUGCAGGCUUCCACUACAGGUUUUGUGCUGUUACCCUAAUGUACAAGAUCAUGUUUGAAAAAAGGUCUAUAACAUUAGAGUUUGAAUGGAAAUGAAAUAUGACUCGAGCUUAAACCCAUC
Messenger RNA from Linum tenue, 3032 nucleotides. Lineage: Eukaryota; Viridiplantae; Streptophyta; Magnoliopsida; Malpighiales; Linaceae. The record is from the annotation of a GenBank genome assembly.